Molecule: messenger RNA, 1092 nt
Organism: Oncorhynchus mykiss (rainbow trout)
Lineage: Eukaryota; Metazoa; Chordata; Actinopteri; Salmoniformes; Salmonidae
Source: RefSeq, a predicted model, not a curated record
AUGACAGACCUGGCGCUGCACGUCAUCAGACCCAGAGCUCUGUUGUCGUUGGGCUUCAGGAAGUUGUGCUGCUCUGCAAACCUACAGCAACACAGGGUCAGUCAAUACACCCCCCAGCUCCUCUCUGGAGCUACAGAUACACCCCCCAGCUCCUCUCUGGAGCUACAGAUACACCCCCCAGCUCCUCUCUGGAGCUACAGAUACACCCCCCAGCUCUUCUCUGGAGCUACAGAUACACCCCCCAGCUCCUCUCUGGAGUUACAGAUACACCCCCAAGCUCCUCUUUGGAGCUACAGAUACAUCCCCAGCUCCUCUCUGGAGCUACAGAUACACCCCCCAGCUCCUCUCUGGAGCUACAGAUACACCCCCCAGCUCCUCUCUGGAGUUACAGAUACACCCCCCAGCUCCUCUCUGGAGCUACAGAUACACCCCCAGCUCCUCUCUGGAGCUACAGAUACACCCCCCAGCUCCUCUCUGGAGCUACAGAUACACCCCCCAGCUCCUCUCUGGAUCUACAGAUACACCCCCCAGCUCCUCUUUGGAGCUACAGAUACAUCCCCAGCUCCUCUCUGGAGUUACAGAUACACCCCCCAGCUCCUCUCUGGAUCUACAGAUACACCCCCCCAGCUCCUCUCUGGAUCUACAGAUACACCCCCCCAGCUCCUCUCUGGAUCUACAGAUACACCCCCCCAGCUCCUCUCUGGAUCUACAGAUACACCCCCCAGCUCCUCUCUGGAUCUACAGAUACACCCCCCAGCUCCUCUCUGGAUCUACAGAUACACCCCCCCAGCUCCUCUCUGGAUCUACAGAUACACCCCCCAGCUCCUCUCUGGAUCUACAGAUACACCCCCCAGCUCCUCUCUGGAUCUACAGAUACACCCCCCCAGCUCCUCUCUGGAUCUACAGAUACACCCCCCAGCUCCUCUCUGGAUCUACAGAUACACCCCCCAGCUCCUCUCUGGAACUACAGAUACACCCCCCAGCUCCUCUCUGGAGCUACAGAUACACCCCCAGCUCCUCUCUGGAUCUACAGAUACACCCCCAGCUCCUCUCUGGAGCUACAGAUACACCCCCAGCUACUUCCUUGUGUAA